Syngnathoides biaculeatus (alligator pipefish) is the source of this 2420-nucleotide messenger RNA. RefSeq names its product diacylglycerol kinase, beta (gene dgkb). Gene Ontology annotation, cellular component: plasma membrane. Gene Ontology annotation, molecular function: ATP-dependent diacylglycerol kinase activity; calcium ion binding. The record is from RefSeq and is a predicted model, not a curated record. The transcript has 24 exons. Bases 33 to 2387 code for a protein of 784 amino acids. Gene Ontology annotation, biological process: intracellular signal transduction; lipid phosphorylation; diacylglycerol metabolic process. NCBI's taxonomy places the organism in Eukaryota, Metazoa, Chordata, Actinopteri, Syngnathiformes, Syngnathidae.
AAGAAAAAGCCGCUCGGUGAAGCCCGAGCACCAUGACGAGCGGCCAGGACGCUUGGGUCACGCUGACCCCGGCGGAAUUUGCUCUUUUACAAGAAUAUACACAGUACUCGAGCAAGAAGCUGAAAGACGCGCUGCAGGAGUUCCACGGCGACGGCGUGCUGGCCAAAUACAACCCAGAGGAGAAGCAGGACAUUCUCAGCCAGGAGAUUGAUUUUGAGGGCUUCAAGCUUUUCAUGCAGACCUUCCUGGAGAGCGAGCUGCCUGAAGAGUUCUGCCAGCAUCUCUUCGUCUCCUUUAGCAACAAGGACCAGGCCAGCCCGUCCUCGACCUCCGACAAGCCCGCAGUCUCGAGGCUCAAGAUUAUCAAAAGCAACUCAACCCCCCUGAGGACGAGCGCCGUGGCCGGGCCCCCGAGCACGGUGCAGCUCAAAGACAUCGUGUGCUACCUGUCGCUGCUGGAGGGAGGCCGGCCCGAGGACAAGCUGGAGUUUAUGUUUCGCCUCUAUGACACCGAUGGAAACGGCUCUUUGGACAGCUCGGAGCUGGAGCACAUCAUCUCGCAGAUGAUGCACGUGGCCGAGUACCUGGAGUGGGACGUGACCGAGCUCAAACCUAUCCUGCAGGAAAUGAUGCAGGAGAUCGACUACGACCGCGACGGCACCGUGUCUCUGGAGGAGUGGAUCCAGGGAGGGAUGACCACCAUCCCGCUGCUCGUCCUGUUGGGUCUGGAGACCAACGUGAAAGAUGACGGUCAGCACGUGUGGCGUCUGAAGCACUUCAACAAGCCAGCCUACUGCAACCUUUGCCUCAACAUGCUCGUCGGCCUCGGCAAGCAGGGACUCUGCUGCUCGUUCUGCAAGUACACCGUCCACGAGCGCUGCGUGGCCCGCGCGCCGCCCUCCUGCAUCAAAACUUACGUCAAGUCCAAGAAAAACACUGAGAUCAUGCAUCACUUCUGGGUGGAAGGGAACUGCCCCACCAAGUGUGACAAGUGCCACAAAACCAUCAAGUGUUACCAGGGUCUGACUGGGCUCCACUGCGUGUGGUGUCAAAUCACGCUCCAUAACAAGUGCGCCUCGCACGUGAAGCCCGAGUGUGACUGCGGACCCCUGAAGGAUCACAUCCUGCCGCCCAGCUCCAUCUGCCCUGUCGUCCUGGAAAGGCAGUCAACGCUAAGGAAGGACUCACGGUGCAGCCAGUCGAGCCGCGGGAAGGUACAGCGAGCCAACUCGGUCACGGUGGAUGGUCAAGGCCUGCAGAUCACAACAAUUGAGGGCACUCAUCCGCUGCUGGUGUUUGUCAAUCCGAAGAGUGGCGGCAAACAGGGAGAGAGGAUCUACAGGAAGUUCCAGUACCUCCUGAACCCGAGACAAGUGUACAACCUGGCGAAGAACGGACCCAUGCCUGGGUUGAAUUUCUUCCGAGACGUCCCUGAUUUCCGGGUGCUGGCGUGCGGAGGGGAUGGCACGGUGGGCUGGAUCCUGGACUUCAUUGACAAGGCAAACUUGGACCGGAACCCGCCCGUGUGUGUACUUCCUCUCGGCACAGGAAAUGACCUGGCCAGAUGUCUGCGCUGGGGAGGAGGCUACGAGGGCGAGAGCCUACUCAAGAUUCUGCGCGACAUUGAGAACAGCAGCGAGGUCAUGCUUGACCGCUGGAAGAUCGACGUCACGGCCACCGACAAGGACGAGCGGGGCGAUCCGGUGCCGUACAGCAUCGUGAACAACUACUUCUCCAUUGGAGUGGACGCCUCCAUCGCGCAUCGCUUCCACGUGAUGAGGGAGAAGCACCCGGAGAAAUUUAACAGCAGAACAAAGAACAAGUUGUGGUACUUUGAGUUUGGCACUUCAGAGACGUUCUCGGCCACUUGCAAGAAGCUACAUGACUUUCUGGAAGUCGAGUGUGACGGCGUUACGCUGGACCUGAGCGCCGUCUCUCUGGAGGGCAUCGCCAUCCUCAACAUUCCCAGCAUGCACGGCGGCUCCAACCUGUGGGGCGAGAGCAAGAAGAGGCGGGGACACCGCAAGGCGGCCAAGAAGGGCCCGGACAGGAGGAUGCCUCUGACCGACCCCAAGGAGCUCGUGUUUGCGGUUCAAGACCUGUCCGAUCAGCUGUUAGAGGUGGUCGGGCUGGAGGGCGCCAUGGAGAUGGGUCAGAUCUACACGGGCCUGAAAAGCGCCGGAAGACGCUUGGCUCAGUGCUCCUCCGUCACCAUCAGAACCAGUAAAUCACUUCCCAUGCAGAUUGAUGGCGAACCUUGGAUGCAGACCCCCUGCACUAUCGAGAUCGUCCACAAGAACCAGGCUCCCAUGCUGAUGGGUCCUCAGCCGAGUCGCAGCUUCUUCUCCUCGCUGGUGAGGAGAAGGCGGGCCGAGAGCAAAGACUGAGCCCUCCCGAGGCGACACAGGUCCUCAAAAGUC